This is a messenger RNA of Haliotis rufescens (red abalone), 7147 nucleotides long. RefSeq names its product tyrosine-protein phosphatase non-receptor type 1-like. Bases 72 to 1490 code for a protein of 472 amino acids. Lineage: Eukaryota; Metazoa; Mollusca; Gastropoda; Lepetellida; Haliotidae. The transcript has 9 exons. The record is from RefSeq and is a predicted model, not a curated record. Gene Ontology annotation, biological process: protein dephosphorylation. Gene Ontology annotation, molecular function: protein tyrosine phosphatase activity.
UCCGGUAUCAGUGAACUUCUUAGUGGGAACGGUUCCUCUCUUCUUGAUAUAGACACGUGGAACAAACAAUAAUGUCGAGACUGGAAAACGAAUUCUUGGAUUAUGAUUCUGCUAAGAUAUGGAACGAAGUGUACCAGAGAGUGAAAAAUGAGGCAUCUUUGAAGACACUGGACAAUAAGUUCGGAGUGGCAGAAGCAAGGAAGCCAGAAAACAAACAUAAAAACAGAUACAGAGAUGUCAGCCCAUAUGACCACAGUCGAGUUGUGCUGAGCCAGGGUGACACAGACUACAUCAAUGCUAGCUACAUUCACGUGACAGAGGCCAGAAGGAAAUACAUACUUACUCAGGGCCCCUUGGAUCACACAACUCCACAGUUCUGGCAGAUGAUAUGGGAACAGAAGACUAAAGCUGUUGUCAUGCUCAACAGAAUCAUCGAAAAAGGAACACUCAAGUGCCACCAAUACUGGCCCCUUGGAUCUCACCUGGGCUAUGAAGAUGAGAUGGUGUUUGAUGAAGUAGACCUAAAGGUGACACUGAAUGGAGAACAGGAAGGAGCCCACUUCACAGUCAGGUCCUUUUACCUAGAAGAUAUGCAGUCAGGGGAAAGACGAGAGGUGUUACACUUUCACUACACAACAUGGCCAGACUUCUGUGUCCCUGCAUCCCCAACCUCCUUCCUCAACUUCCUGUCUGCAGUGAGAGAAGCUGGAGCCCUGGACACUGAAGUGGGGCCUGCGGUUAUACACUGUAGUGCUGGAAUAGGCCGAUCAGGAACCUUCUGUCUUGUUGAUUCAUGCCUUGUACUGAUUGAGAAGAAUCAAGAUCUGGAUUGUGUAGAUGUUAGGGGGAUGCUAAUUGAAAUGCGGUCAUAUCGCAUGGGACUGAUACAGACACCAGAUCAGCUUCGCUUCUCCUAUCUGGCCAUUAUAGAAGGAGGGAAGCAGCUACUCAACAUGUCUGAUGCCAACUCCAAUGUCAGGGACUCCAUGCAUGGACAGUUUUCGAAUCAUAAUGACCAUGAGGACAGUCCACCCCCACCCCCAGAGCGCACUACCAGUCUGUCGCCUAAGAGGGGUGUCCGUCAUUCCCCACCCCCAUUACCUCCCAAACUGAGAAGACUGAACGAUGAUGAUGAUGAUGAUGAAGAUAUUGAUGCUGAACUGGAUAAGCUAAUAGAUGAUGAUGAUGAAGGUGAUGAUGAUGAUGAUGAUGACUUAGAAGACGAAGAUGACUUUAUGGACAUGACGGGCACUACAAGACUUUUGUGUAACUCAGCACCUGACAAAGAACAACAGAGUGCAUAUGAGGUAAGGAAGAGAAUACGCGAAGAAAGAAAGAAGCAUACUCAAGAAAAGAUCAAGGAUAUGAAAGAACGACAGAAAAAUAGUGAAGCUUGGAAGAAACGCAAGAGCUACCUACAGCCAAUAUGUUUAGGUCUGGGCUUGCUGCUAGGGAGCUACCUACUUUACAAGUAUUACUGGAGAUACUAAUGAGUUAAGAACUCUCCCAGCUCACAACUAGGAUGCCUGCUGUACAUAACAUGGUCUGUGGGAGAGACUUGUGAAGCAAUUGAGAGAGAUCAACUGCUCGGUAGUGUAAACUGAACACAACACAGAAAUCAGCUCACCUGUCAAACAGCUGGCACGUCACAGAAUAAAGCUAUUACAACCAACCCCAAUCUCCAACAGCUUCAAUCCCAUUUGUGGUUAAGCAGGCCAGCUGGAUGGUGACACUGUACCAGCUAUAGGGGACUUUGGGCACCUUGAUGACCAUGAGUCAGUUUCUGCCAAGCCUUGGUCAGCAUGGACUCUACUCCUCAUAUCUCAUAAUAUUGUCAUUUAAAGGCAGCUGAUUGUACAUUUACGGUACUAAGUGUAAACUAUAUCCAAUUUACUCUGUUACUGUAGAUACACAAUGAAACAAUAUUCUUAGAUGUUCACAGUUUGCAGAGUAUAUAACAAGCUUUCCUUCGCCAUAAUUACUCAUUAUGUUGACACUAGUCAAAGGAGAAGAAUAACAACUUAUUUAUGAAAAUAACACCACUACAGAUGUAAGGUAGAACAUUUUGUAGACUAUUAGCCACAGUACUGGUAAAUAAAACACUUGCCACAUUCCUUCUGUUCCCAUGCUUACUCCACAUACUCUUCAACACUCCAGGUAGAGAUUGUUGUGGCUGGAAAAGAGGCAUGUUCAACAUGUCCAAAACAUAGCUCAUGUAUUCAUUCAGUAUAAUUGUGGUAAUUUGACCAUAACAAGAACCUCAUUAAGUAUCCUGAAGAGCACUUGUGUUCUGACUAUUUGUAACUGUUUGGUUAUAUUAGUUAAACACUUCGAUUAUUGAAUUUUCUGUUACUUUUCUGUGAUUCAGUGGAGAAUUUAUUGCUAAGUGUAAAGCUUUGAUGUUAGGAGUUAUCUGACACUUAGUGAUUAGUGAUGACAGGUGAAUUGAAGUAUUAGAAACACUUGUCAUUAUGAAAUAAGUAACUUCUCUAUCUGCUUCCUAUGUACAUACCAACAAUUGUAAAUAAGUGCAGAUUCCAUGCAUCAACAAACAAACUCAGUAUGUUACUGUUUGCAUUUGGGAGAAUGGAAACUGUUCUUUGUUAUGAAUUAUAUAUUUUAUAAUGUUGAUAUCAAGCUGUGCUUGAAUGUGAUUGGAUUGCAUUUACAUAGCUCAAUGCCUUAUGUUCAGGGCAGUUUGUUUGAGCUCUAUGUUCAGUUGGCCUUCUUAUUGUCUUAGCAACAGUUUACAGUAAUCCACGACAAAUUGAGAAUUAUAGAAUGUGUUGUAUUCUGUUACAGUUCUUCUCCACAAUGUUAUCUCUCCUUGCAUCAUUGCAUGUCAUAUGCAAUUUCCUAACAGUCACUGUGAUUUCAGAUACAAGCUGGACAUAGCUGAAAAUACAUGAAUGACCAGAAAGAGAACUUUCCAAAAAAUAUGUUUGAGCUGAGAUUUUCUCUGAUCAUGUUAAUUGGCAGUAAAUGCUAACAGCUUUCUUAUUUCUAUAGACACUAAAUACCAUCACAUUGAACCAGUGUCUUCCAGUAUGGAAGGAUGCCCAGUUUAUGGAAAAUGAUUAUGUGUGACUUUUGUUCUUUACAGAAUGUAUAUGAUGUUUAAAGCUGAAUUAUCUUGUUCACUCAGAACGUGCCAGAAGGUUUGGAUAGAAUUAUUUAGACACUCUAAGACACAUCUAACAAAUUUGUCAUUAUGGUCAUAAUUUACAAAGCCAGGUGGUGAAAUGGUUUUGGAUUUCAAGUAUGUUGUGGCCCACCAAUGAACACACCACUCAUAGCAUAAGCAGUCCUUGAAGUGAUCUCAUUUCAACCAAGGUUUCAUAGAGGGUAGCUAUACAAGACAAUUAGUGGCCGAUCGGAAAGCUGGAUUUUGUAACGAAUAGUGAUACACAGUUUGUCAAUCCAGUUUAUUUAUUUUGUGUCUAGAAAAAUAGUUGCAAGCUUUUUUAUUUAAAAAAAACCUGAUAACAGUAGACUGUAGAAUACCAAUAUUUUGAAAACAUAUGACUGAUAUCUUCCAACUUUGUUGUUGAUUCAGUCUUGACAUUUUUGCUCAGUAGCACAUGUUGAUCAAAGCAGUUGAGAUUGGUGAUUGAUGUACAGUCACAAUUAAUGAUGCAUGUGGUGCAUAUCUAAUGUGUUUGUCAUAUCUUAAAUGCAUAUCCGUGAAUGGUGUGAGUUGUUAUGUUAUGGUAGUGCCAAAUAGGUAGCUUUUCACUGGACGUCUGUCAUCCACAAAUAUUUUGCAACUUUUUGUUUCCUGAUAAUAAUUUGUAUGACUUGGCAUGUUUGAUACUGCAGAUAUGGCAUUGGUUGAUUUUCUUAGGUGUAUGCUGUUGUAGACAUUAUUAUACUGUGCAUGGGAUUUUGCAGAAUAGAUACUGCACAUUUGAGAGGGGAUGGAUGAUGAAGAGUCAGCUGGGGUAGAGAAUGUCCAGGCUGAGUGCUUCAACCAACUUCAGCAUUUCUUCCCCAAUACCUGACAAGUGUUUGGAUAAUUCAGGUUAUGUUUGUGGCUUGAUAUCUGUAUGCAGUGAACUUUUACAUUUUCAACAUCUCCUCUGAAACUCAAAGGCCUAAGAAGAUCAAACUUGGCAAGAAUGUAAACAUUGCCUACACAGUAGCUUUUAUUAAAAACUCAUUAACAGCAAUUACCCAUCAUUUUUCAAACUAUAUAGAAAUUUGGCAUAUAUGUUGUUGGAAAUGGGGCCUAACAUGUCAUUUCAACUUUCCACAUUUACAAUGUUAUAGUCUGUGUCACGAUAGUGAAAUCAUGCAUAUCAUUUCAUGAAUUGAAGUAGGUGCAAACUUGGAAAAGCACAUCUUAGAUCCAUACACACGCUAGCCUGCCUCCAAAUUUCAUCUUAUUAUUUGUAUAUGGUGGAGAGCAAUUGCAAAAACUAGGUUUCACAUAUGGUUUUCAUGGAAACAGAAGAUGACUUGAAACAGAAUUGGUUUAUGCAACAUUAUUAGUAAAGGUUCUCGGUCAGACACUCCAGCAAGUUCAACAACCGUCACUUUGUGGUAAAGGAGAAAAUAGUGAAACAAGUUGAGGUAGGUGAAAGCUGUGCACAUACCACAGAAUGAUAAGUGAAUGAUAAGUGCUAUCAGAAGAAUAAGGUUGUUCAAGGAAUCAUGAUUGUCCUUAUCAUCGGUACUGAAUACAAUGUUGCAAAAAUAUGUUGUUUUCACCUAAUAUAUUGCAUCAUCUAUGUUCAGUUCCUAUUGAUCUUUGUCACAUAAAAAUAUUGAAGCAUCAUGCAAUUAUUUCUUCGUGAAUCAGGUGAGCUACAGAGCCUAGUUGAUUUAUAGUUUUUCAAGUGCCAUUUGAUAUGACCUGUAGGAGCAAGCAAAUCAAAAUUGAAUUUAAUUACUAGUAUCUUGGAAGACAUGUACAAUAAAAGUGCAUGUGUGUUCUCAGUACAUGUUUCCCAGUGUGAAAUAGUGAGAGGUGUGCAGCAGUCACAGUCAGUCCGCAGCACUGUGUGUUGUCUCCUCUUACGCUUUCGAGAUGAGGCUUGGCAAGUGAUGUAACGAAGGGUAUAAUGCAAGUUUGGCAAGUGGGAAAUAUGUUUCAUGUGAUAUUUUAAGAAUUUUGUUAGUCAAGUGUAUUAAUAUGUAUAGGUCCCUCAGAAUAACAUUGAUCAUUUAAUUGUGAAACUUAAGCAGUGAGAAAUGGGACACAUUGUCGUGACAUGAGGAUAGAUUAUUGGCAGUAGAAAAGGAAAUGGUACAUUCAAUAAAUCUUUAUCAGCAACUCUUAAAAUAUUAUGUACGGCAAAAUGUAGAGAGAAUAGAUGACUUAAUCAUUCAUCAUGUUCAUGGCAAGAAUAAUGCUGAUAGCUAACGACCAGUCCAAAUGUGAACAAAAACUCUCCACCGCUAUAUUUUAUUGUUUGAUGGGCAUUUCUUGGAAGUUGACAGAUGAUGAAGUAGACACAAUUCAUGGACAAUUUUUAAUAUAUAUUAAGGCAGUUGAUAUCCAUAACUUGUGUCCACUUUAGCAAUAUUUUAGCUUUGAUGUUGCUGAAACUGACAGAAAAGGCUAUAUGAUGUUGCAGUGAACUGCAAAAAGUCUUUUUAAAUGAUUUAGGGUAUAAUUCUUGUAACUAAUUGCAAAUAUGUCACUGACAUGAGUGAAAUGUAUGGUUGCAUGUGUUAGCAUAUUUGUGCCUGAUCAGCCCUGGACUGUACUUUGUUCAAGAGUCUACUAUUUGAUGAUGGGGUUUUGUAAUGUCAAAUAUUGAUGUUCAAAACAAUACAGUGAAUCAAGACAUCUUUUAAUAAGGAGUAUACGUAUCAUGUCAAAUAUCUCAACACAUGCUGUUGGCAAUUUAUCAUCUAAAUUCCUGCAGUCUGCAUAGGAUAACUCUAACAUGAUAUGAGACUUAGGGGAUUAUUCGGCCAUCCUUUUGUAUUGUGGGUAGUUCUAGGUGUAUACUGUAUGCAUUGGAAAAACAGGAAUGGGAUGGAUGUAAUGUUAAGUUGUACAACAGAACAAAUAUGAAAAUUGUCAGUUCUGUUUUAGGAUGGCAUUAGAUUUUAGAUUUUAGCAAUGGCUGUUUUAUUGUGUUCUGAAUGGAAUUCACACAGCUGUGGGUGGAAAGGAAUUAAAAAGUAUGUAUUUCAUGGCAGGAUGUGUUUCCAUAUUGUCCAUACUGUGUAUAUUUGCUUGACCUCGUUGACCAUUAUGGUGCAUGUGUUUCUCAAACUCCACAUUGUUGAUUCCAUCUUUUUCUAUGUAGACUGUUGUAUGAAUUUAUUACAUCUUCAUAAUAAUUGUGACACAGUAGCAAAUAAGGGUUAUAUGACAAUACAUAAUAUUAUACAGUGACCUUAAACCCAUCGGCCCACGCUUGUAGAAGGUUAUGUAUGCAACUGCCUGACCGCCUGACUGCCUGACUGCCUGACUGCCUGUCUGUCUGCCCGCCUGCCUGCCUGCCUGCCACCCAUCAUGAAUGAUAUAUAUGUAGUGUUUGCACACUCCACAGUUUACACCAGCCUCACAUUUAUCACAAUAGAUAUACUGAAUCAUUUUCCAGACAUCAGUAAAGUUUACUUCUUUUAGGGAGUAAGGGGGAAAUUGUCUGAAAAUUCUGUAUUAAAUUUAAACAUGUAAUGUUACAUGUCACAUGUAUUUCUUCCAUUGAUGGGGCUGAGAUACUUCACUUGACAGCUAUGCAAUGAUAAUGUAGCAAUUUUCCAGAUGUCUUUAAGGGGUAGAGGUUGAAAGUGAUAAUGCAAAAAGGAUAAUUUCCAGAAUUAUCUGGAAUAGUAGAAUAGUUUUUUGCAUGAUUUCAGUAGAAUAUUUCAAAUUUUGGAUCAUCCUGAGGUUUGACUUUUAUUAUUGAUAUGAUGAACACAAUGAUAUUAAAGUUUUGACCUUGUACCAACCCAUCCUCUCUCUCACCAUUGCAGUAUUGAUUAAGCCUACAGCCGUUUCUUGUUAGCUCACACAAUUAAACAUGAGGUGUGUAUAUAUAUAUAUAUAUUUUUGUAUAUGUUUGUUAUGCUGGCCAUCAGAGAUCUAUACUGGUGAACAGAAUACCUGUACAAAGACAGCACUGUUCAGUGUCAGGUGUUGCUGCAGUCAGUGUUGAAUGAAUAAACAGGAAAAGUACAUCUCCCA